AAAGUAAGCAAAGAAACACAUUCUGAUAUCCUGAACAGGCUUGGUUUAGUUUUAGAUCCGUUUUACAUCUGCUUUUACACCAUAUGAUGUAAAUGUAAGACUUGCUGUUGAUAAUGGAAUUCAGUCUGUUACAUUUGAAAUAUUUGUUAAUUGUACAAUGCUUUUGUGUUUCUCUUCGAACAAUUGAUGAUGAUGUGAAAUUUGUCAGGAAAAAUCAACCAGUAACUUUUGAAUGUCCUAUUGCAAAACAAGAAAUUUUCAAGUGGCAAAUUGGAUUUAAAAAAAUUGAAAAUUCUACAUGGUCACCUGUUAAAACUAAAGAGUUUGAAGCAAAUGUGCUUUCUGGGGAAGUCAACAUCUUAAACAUCACACUUCUUUCAAAUAGUGAUUUAAAAUUUAGUUGUCAGAGCACUAACGAGAAGAUAAUAUUUGAAGCAAUACCAUUAUUCAAUAAUAGUGGGAAUCUUUAUCCAAGUUCUGAAACACCAAAUGCCAUAAAGGAUAAAAAAUUUACAUUGGAAUGCAAAGCUUGUGGUACUUCAACAACUUGGUAUACUGGAAAUGGAACACUUAUCGCUAAAUACUUUGGAACACAAAACCAAAAUAAGCCUAAAUAUUUUGGUAGCCGCCAAGACAAGAGCUGCACAUUGAGUAUAACCAAUGUCAGUUUAGCAGAAGACAACAUGAGCAUUAUUUGCAGUACUGGUUUUCAUACAAGCAUGUUCAAUAUUACAGUAUUUUAUUCUCCAGAAAGAGAUAGCAUGAAACUAAAUGUUUCUGGUGGAAAAGUAUGUACUGAUACUCCAACCAAAUUCCAGUGCAGCUGGAAAGGUGGUGAUCCACCAGCAAGUGAAACCCUGAUGUAUAAAAAUGUAUCAAAUACUAGUAAAGAAGAAGUUGAACUUAAUGUAAUACUUUCCAAAUCUCAUCAAACAGUUAAGUGUCUGGGCAUUCAUAUUGCUGCAAAUGUGUCUCACGAAAAGAAUUUAACUAUUUAUUAUCCACCUAAUAAGAUACAAAUCGAGGCUACUGAACCCUUUCUUGAAGGUCACAAAGGUAUUUUGCAUUGUAAGGCAAAAGAUGGAUAUCCAGAAAAGUACAGCUACAGGUGGGAUCCAAAUAACAACACCUCACAAAAUUUAACAUUUCCUAAUAUCAGUCGAACACAAAAUAAUAAGGUUUUCGCCUGUUAUGCUUCUAACAUGUGCAAUAAAAAAGAAGAAUUACAUAAAACACACUGGAUCAAUGUAGAAUUUGUCCAUAAUGGAGUCAUCUUCAACAAUUUGUAUAGCAGCAUUAUAGCCAGUGGCUACAAAGGCAAAGGUGAUGCCUUAGGCAAAAAUAAUUACAAAGGUAUCAAAUUACUGGAUCAGGAGAUGAAAGUUACAAAAAGGGUCAUAGCUCAGGAAGAAAGUUUGUAUAGACGAGAUGCAGUUUGGAUUUUUGCAAUGUAG
Molecule: messenger RNA, 1454 nt
Organism: Octopus bimaculoides (California two-spot octopus)
Lineage: Eukaryota; Metazoa; Mollusca; Cephalopoda; Octopoda; Octopodidae
Product: hemicentin-1-like
Biological process (GO): cell-cell adhesion
Cellular component (GO): cell-cell junction; plasma membrane
Molecular function (GO): cell adhesion molecule binding
Source: RefSeq, a predicted model, not a curated record